Messenger RNA from Zingiber officinale, 2231 nucleotides. RefSeq names its product cation/calcium exchanger 5-like. Gene Ontology annotation, biological process: monoatomic cation transport; transmembrane transport. The transcript is spliced from 2 exons. The record is from RefSeq and is a predicted model, not a curated record. NCBI's taxonomy places the organism in Eukaryota, Viridiplantae, Streptophyta, Magnoliopsida, Zingiberales, Zingiberaceae. Gene Ontology annotation, cellular component: membrane. Gene Ontology annotation, molecular function: monoatomic cation transmembrane transporter activity. The coding region runs from base 112 to 1188 and encodes 358 amino acids.
CGAGGACCACCAAACCAAUGAUAUGAUGUUCGCUGUCCCGGACGAGAAAAUCUCCGUGGCCAUGGCCAUGUCCAUGGAUCCCGCAUCGCAUUCGCUACACUCUCCGUGACCAUGGUCAUGGCGCCAUCUCCAAUGGCGUCGUCCUCUUCUUCUUUGAAGCUGAUCGCCAUUGCCGUUCUUCUCGUCUCCUAUCCUCUCUCCCUUCUCGUCUUCCCGCCUUCCUCCUCCUCCGUUCACAGAUCCAAAUCCAAACCCUCUUCCCCUUCUCGUCGCCGCCUCCAAUCUCCGCCCUCCUCGUCAUCGCCGUCGUUUUCUUGUUCUUCGGCGCUCGAAGUUCCCUCGGAACGACGGUGCGACUUCUCCCUCGCUCGAUGCAGCGGCGGCGAGGGCGGUGGAGGCCUCAUCAACUACGCUGCUAUCCACUUCUGCCUCCUCUCCGGAAGCCACCGACUCUCCCUCCCAGCCCUAAUCUUAAUCCUCCUAUUCCACUUUUAUGUCCUUGUCUCUGCUGCCAGAGACCACUUCACCCCUGUCGUCACCCGCCUCGCCGCCCACCUCCGCCUCUCCCCUAGCAUGGCCGCCGUCACUCUCCUUGCCCUCGGCAACGGUUCCCCCGAUCUCUUCGCCUCCGUCGCUGCACUCCGCGGCGGCCACCCCCGCAUCGGCCUCGCCGCCAUUCUCUCCGCAGGCGCCUUCGUCUCCUCGUUCGUCGUCGGGGCUGUGGCUAUCCUGGCUGCGCCGUUCCCGCUCGACCCGGGCCCCUUCGUGCGCGAUGUCUUUUUCUACAUCCUCGCCGCCUCGGCGCUUUUCUAUGUCUACUUAAGCGCCGAGAUCUUCCUCUGGCAGGCCGUCGGAUUCAUCCUCUUCUAUCUCUUUUUCGUCGGGUUCGUUUUCUGGAUGGAUCUGGGGGCUGACGAAAGUAAGGAGAAGGAGGUGGAACGAGAGACUGCUCCGGCAGCGCAAGGCGAAGAUGGUGAGACUAGGAAGAAGAAGGCCUUAUAUUUGGAUACAACAGACAUGGAGUCUGGACAGGCCACGAUAAACAUCGAGGAAAUAGAAUUUGGGUGGAGUCCUCGUCGGGUGCUUGGAAAGACAGGUAAUGCAAAUAUGGGAAGUUCCAGUAUCGACUAUUCUGAAGCUCACAAUCCCAUCACCUUCCAGGUGGAGCAGAUUUUACAUUUCAGCUAACAUAGGCUUGUGCCCCCUCAUUCUUCUACACUCCUUGGAUUCCUUCAUUGCUCUGGACAAACAAAUAGUAUUCUUCAUCCCUCAAAUGCAAUUCCCAUUAUGGUUUGUUGUCCUCCUUGUGAGCUUUUCUCUAGCUCUAGUUCACUUCAUUUUCGAGAGGGAGCCUACCGAAACAGAAUGGCUUCCUGGGACCUUGGUCGCCUUCAUGAUGAGCGUGUUUUGGAUAUCAACCACUGCAGGGGAACUACUGAAUUGUUUGGAAACCAUAGGAAUCAUAAUGAAAUUGCCACCUGCAAUUCUCGGGUUGACGGUAUUGGCCUGGGGAAACUCAGUCGGUGACCUUGUUGCUGAUGUGGCCCUCGCCAAGGCUGGUCAGCCAGCAAUGGCACUGGCGGGCUGCUUUGCCGGUCCCAUGUUCAACAUGCUGGUUGGGUUGGGCACUGCAAUGGUGAUUCAGACAGCAAGUGUGUAUCCUGGGGCUUACGAGCUCCGCUUCCACGUGAGCAUUGUGACCGCCUUUGUGUUUCUUCUUCUGAGCUUGAUGGGAUCCCUUCUAGUGGUGACAUGGUUCAGGUUUAGGGUACCAAAGUUCUGGGGCUUUUGGCUUGUGGGGAUUUACCUUCUCUUCACUGCGGUGAGCUUAGUGAUUGCUGGUAUUCCAGGAUGAAUUCAGUGUUUGACAUGAAAAGUUACACCUACUAUCACUUUCAAUUAUUGGCGGAUACAAUAUAUUACUGUAAUCCGCAAAGCAUUGGCGCGAUAAUUAUACCGUUUGAUCAUAUGUUCUGGCAUCAGAACUUUACAAAACCCAACUUCAGUGUCAUGGGAUUCUUCAAGUGCUUGCCUUCUCCAUCAGCAGGCACCAGAGGCGCUUGUUACAAUGUUCUCCAGCGCUCUUGUUAGAUCUAAUUUUUGUUUAACUUCUUUUUGAUAUAUUUCUUGAGGGCAGUUUCUAAGCAUAAUUAUGGUUACAUUUUAUUUUUAGAAAUAGUAUUUAAAGUCUUAAUUAUCUAAUCAUAACGGUGCCUGAAAUUAAAGUCUUA